AUACGGGAAGAGAUAUAGGCUAGGAAAAUGGAGAAGAGAUGAAUGCUGAAAGAAAAUUUUAAGACGGCUCAAGUCACUUGGAGACUAGGAAGCGCUUGUGGAAGAAGGUUUUCUGCACAAGAAACGGAAUAGAACAUGUCGAAGAAGGCAUCAAAAAGCGAUUCUGCGAAGAAAGCUAAGAGAUCUGGUUCAAAUGUCUUCGCAAUGUUUGAACAGAACCAGAUUGCUGAGUUUAAGGAAGCAUUCCAACUUAUCGAUUCAAACAAAGAUGGUCUUAUAGAUAAAAAUGAUCUAAGAGCAACUUUUGAUUCUUUAGGAAGAAUUGUUAGCGAUUCAGAUCUACAAAGUAUGAUGUCAGAAGCACCAGGCCCAAUUAAUUUUACAAUGUUCCUGACUAUUUUUGGAGAGCGGAUAGCAGGUGGGGAUCAAGAAGAAAUAAUUCAAAAAGCUUUCACGAUGUUCGAUCCAGAUAAAACUGGGAAAAUCCAGGACACAAAGCUCCGGAAAGCAUUGAUGACUUGGGGUGAAAAACUAACUGAUCAAGAGGUCGAUGAGGCAUUUAAAGAGGCUCCCAUUGACUCUCACGGAAUGAUCGACCUCAACUCAUUCGUCAAAAUCAUCUGUGGUACGGCAACGGAAGAAGACUGAAUGGAUCAGAUGACGUCAUUCGGUUUUUCCCUCCUCCUUUUGUAUAUGUUAUCACAUGAUUGUAAUAGAUGCCUUCAAUUCAAUAAAAAAAGUGGUGUCUACAAUAGCCCGGAAUGCAGGAGAGGAAAUUGAUAUGUUGUUAAAAUAUUUUUCGCUGUGUAUUUUUUAUUAUUGACGAUAAAAUAAAAUGUAAAAAAGCACAGAAAAA
Molecule: messenger RNA, 856 nt
Organism: Uloborus diversus
Lineage: Eukaryota; Metazoa; Arthropoda; Arachnida; Araneae; Uloboridae
Product: myosin regulatory light chain 12B-like
Exons: 7
Coding region: 136-648 (170 amino acids)
Biological process (GO): locomotion; post-embryonic development
Cellular component (GO): myosin II complex; cytoplasm
Molecular function (GO): myosin heavy chain binding; calcium ion binding
Source: RefSeq, a predicted model, not a curated record